Molecule: messenger RNA, 2471 nt
Organism: Ictalurus furcatus (blue catfish)
Lineage: Eukaryota; Metazoa; Chordata; Actinopteri; Siluriformes; Ictaluridae
Product: E3 ubiquitin-protein ligase TRIM21-like
Exons: 8
Coding region: 156-1853 (565 amino acids)
Molecular function (GO): zinc ion binding; protein binding
Source: RefSeq, a predicted model, not a curated record
UCGAGAAGAAACUCUUCUUUUUAUAAUAAAUAAUAAAACUGUUUAACUGCAGGAUAUUCACUGACUCUGAAAUAUAAAUUAAGAAAAUUCUCACUCCCUGAAAAGAGGCAAGAAAAAUAAAGAUUAAAAAAAUAAAAAGGUACAGGAGACAGUAAAUGGCUGAAUCUUCAUCAACAUCAAAAGCCAGAGGAAGGAGGAGCAGCAUAGAUGGACCACCUUCAUUUUCUUGUGACUCCAGUAGUCUCCUGUCUGAAGAGCAGCUGCAGUGUUCGGUCUGUCUGGAUGUGUUCACUGAUCCAGUCACCACUCCAUGUGGACACAACUUCUGCAAGAGCUGCCUUACACAGUGCUGGGAGAAGAAUCAACACUGUCACUGUCCAUUAUGUAAAGAGAAAUUCACCAAGAGACCUGAACUGAAGAUUAAUAUAACACUCAGAGAGGUUGCAGAUCACUUCAAGAAGAAAAGUGGUCAAGACAAACCUGAGGUUCUUUGCGAUGGCUGCAUUGGAGAGAAGCUGAAGGCCCUGAAAUCCUGUCUGGAUUGUUGUGCAAGUUUGUGUGAAACUCAUCUAGAGUUUCAUAAUAAUAUGCCCAAACUUAAGACACACAAACUAAUAAAUGCUGUGGAGAACCUGGAGGACUACAUAUGCCAGAAACAUGAGAGAGCUCUGGAGCUGUUCUGUAGAAAUGAUCAGACGUGUGUAUGUCAGUUAUGUGCUGAGAGAGACCACAAGAAUCACAACACUGUUCCUAUAGAGGUGGAGAGCAGAGAGAGGAAGACUCAGCUGGGGAAAACACAGACAGAUGUGCAGCAGAUGAUUCAGGACCGACUGAAGAAGAUCCAAGAGAUCAAACACUCAGUAGAGCUCAGUAAAAGAAGCACAGAGAAAGAGAAAGCAGACAGUGUUGAAGUCUUCACUGCUCUGAUUCGCUCCAUUGAGAGAAGUCAGGCUGAGCUGCUGGAGGUGAUGGAGGAGAAGCAGAAAGCAGCAGAGAGGCAGGCUGAAGGACUCAUUAAAGAGCUGGAGCAGGAAAUCACUGUGCUAAAGAGGAGAGACACUGAGCUGGAGCAGCUCUCACACACUGAGGAGCAUCUCCACCUCCUACAGAUUUACUCCUCCAUGUGCAGCCCUCCACACACCAAGAACUGGACUGAGAUCAGUAUUAACACUGAUCUGAGUGGGGACACUGUGAGGACAGCUCUGUCUCAGCUUCAGAAGACUCUGAAUGAGAAACUCACUAAAACACUGGAUGACAGGUUCAAGGAAACAGUUUCCACAGAAUUGAAGAGGAUUCAGCAGUAUGCAGUGGAUGUGACUCUGGAUCCUGAUACAGCUCAUCCCAAUCUCAUCCUGUCUGCUGAUGGAAAACAAGUGACAGAAGGGAACAAACAGCAAACACUCCUUGAUACACCAGAGAGGUUUAAUAAGUAUCUUAUAGUUCUGGGAAAGCAGAGUUUCUCCUCAGGGAGAUUUUAUUAUGAGGUGCAGGUCAGCGGGAAAACUGCGUGGGAACUUGGAGUGGCCAAAGAAUCUGUUAACAGAAAGGGAGACAUUGCACUGACUCCUCAGAAUGGAUUGUGGACUGUGUUUCUGAGAAAUGAGAAUCAGUAUGUAGCUGGUGAUCACUAUGUCCCCCUCACACUGAGAGAGAAGGUGGAGAAGGUGGGGGUGUUUGUGGAUUAUGAGGAGGGUCUGGUCUCUUUUUAUGAUGUGAAGGCCGGCUGUCAUAUCUACUCUUUCACUGGUCAGUCUUUCACUGAGAAACUCUAUCCUUACUUCAGUCCUGGUUUAAAUGAAGGAGGUAAAAAUUCAGCACCACUGAUCAUCAAUCCUGUGGUUAAGACUGAAUGAAUUUUCACCUCAAAAAUUUUAUCACCUAUUAAAUGAUGAGAAUAAAAAUAAAUAUUUUACUUUUUUUUGGUGAAUUUUAGAAAUAGGCCUACAUGUUCCCACUUAAAGUGCUGUACAGUUUAUUUUAAAUACCUGGGAUUUAGUAACAGCAAUGGAAUCAAACAGAAACUCCACUUCCCAGAACACAUUACGGCCUACAAUCACUCCACCAACAUGUUCAUGGUCACCCGAGUUCUAAUCGCACACACCUGUUCCCUAUCACACCCACACCUACAUAAACUGUCCAAUAGACUUUGGACCUUCCAAUAGACUGGAAGUUCAAUAGACUAUGGACUUUCAACCCAUUGUGCAGUAAUGCUCAAUGUGCCGUAACCUGACUUACCAUGCUUUGUAAAUUUUAGCUUGCUGUUCUUUUUGAUCUUGACUUGUUGCCUAGUUUUUGGAUUUUGGAUUUGCCCACUUUGUACUGUUUAUAUAUCACCUGACAUUCUGCCUGCUCUUGGUUAUGGUUAUUUUUGCUUCACAUUUUGGAACUAUUUGCCAGUGUCUUUUAAUAAAAACACUAACCUACACUUUCAUCUAAGCAAAUAAUUUUAAUCCUACAUUCUGUUUUUCACA